Messenger RNA from Diachasmimorpha longicaudata, 1059 nucleotides. RefSeq lists its product as uncharacterized. Gene Ontology annotation, cellular component: plasma membrane. NCBI's taxonomy places the organism in Eukaryota, Metazoa, Arthropoda, Insecta, Hymenoptera, Braconidae. Gene Ontology annotation, biological process: septate junction assembly. The transcript is spliced from 4 exons. The coding region runs from base 197 to 673 and encodes 158 amino acids. The record is from RefSeq and is a predicted model, not a curated record.
GUGCACUUAGGCGUUUCUGAACUCAUAGCCGUGAAAGUGGGGACUUAAACUGUUACCGAAAACGCCCUGCUUCGUAUUUCUAACACUUGAGUGGAAAGAUUCCCUCACGGCGGAUCGCAUUUUCACGAUAAAGAUAGUGAGGAUUCAGUGGCGGUAGUGGUGACAACUGUUGAAUAAAAUUUUAAAAAGCACAAAUAUGGCUCAGGAAAGUGAAUCUCCGCCCAGUUUUUGCACAAGGCUCAGUGGGUACUUGAGGGAUUCACCAUUUUUCUGUAAAAUUAUUGAACUCAUAUUCUGCGUCAUUUCCCUGGGAUUGAUCAUCGAUCCCAUCAAUAAUGGAAGAAACAUGAUGACUGAUAAUAACAGCAAGGGCCUGGUUUACUUAGCCCUCUGCGCUUACAUCAUGAUCAACGGCAUCGUCAUCGGGUGCUAUCUAUGUGGUGAAAAGAUGGUGAAAAAUAUGGCGAUGUGUUUUACUACAUUGGGAGCCUUCCUGUCUUUUGGUGCUGGGAUAGUAAUCCUCCGCGAUUACGUUGUCUACGACAGGAAUACCUUGGGGCCGAAAGUCGACCAGUACUUGGAUCAAAUGCUGGCUAGUGGAAUAUUCGCCAUUUUCGCGUCGGUUGUAUUUAUUGUUGAUAUUUAUCUAACGAAUAAGUAUGAGGAGAGUUGAAAUGCAGUAUAAUCAUCGUGACCGACUCUAUUGGUAAUGCUAACAACAUCGUCGUUAAUGUUGUACUAAUUUACAGUGCUUUUAUAUAGUGCCUCGAGCGUUGAUUACAUUUUUUAAAUAAACAAAUAUUUUUUACGUGUUGCCGGCUAUCCGCAGACAAUUGAUUAGGCAUAAAAAACGUUGGGUAGAUCGUACGCACUUCACACAUAAAUAAUAUAGAAAAUAUAAUAUAUGUAUUUUAUAAAGAUUAAUAUAAAAAGUCCAUUUACUAUUGAUAACAAUUCGAGUGCUCAGUCUCCAGCGCUAAAAAGAUGACAAUAGUAAAUGGAUUUUUUGUAUUAGUCAAUUGUUGGGGAGUAAAAGAGCUGUUAAAAUGAGAAAAUUCA